GUCCCAUCUACCAUGGGAACCGUCUCCUAUUGGGCCUGUGGAUUACUGAUUCUGGGCAUCUUAACCAAUCUUAUUCGAAGUGAUGAUCCGUCAGAAUCGACUUCUGAACAAUCCAUCAGCAAUCAGAAACCUCCUUCGUUGAUCGUUGUGACAGUAGCCACUGAUCAAACCGAUGGUUUUUUAAGACUUCAAAGAUCUGCUGAGCAGUUCGAUCUGAAACUCAAUGUGUUUGGUCUUGGGCAACAAUGGAAUGGUGGUGAUACGCGUUAUUAUCAGGGUGGUGGUCAGAAAAUUAAAAUUCUGCGUGAAUCACUGGAAGAAUACAAGGAUCGAGAAGAUGUCAUUGUGUUGUUCGUCGAUGCAUAUGAUGUUGUAUUCAAUGCUGGAGAGGAGGAAAUCUUGGCAAAAUUCGACGAGAUUUACUACAAGUACCGAGUCGUUUUCUCGGCUGAACCUUUCUGCUGGCCACGAAAGGAACUCGCACCUGAAUAUCCUACCGUACAAUUCGGCAAAAGAUUCCUAAAUUCUGGCCUAUUUAUGGGCUAUGCGCCUGAGAUAUGGCGUAUCAUUAACGAGUAUCCAGUAGCGGAUGAGGACGAUGAUCAGUUGUACUAUACGAACAUUUAUCUCGACGAAAAGCUGCGAAAUGAUCUGAAGAUAACAUUGGAUUCGAUGUCAUUUAUAUUCCAAAAUUUGAACGGAAUUAAGGAUGAUGUUGCGAUCGAAUUUAAUGAUAAUGGUGAUGCGCAAGUGAGUAUCUCAAAUGUGCCCUACAAUACACAUCCG
Molecule: messenger RNA, 786 nt
Organism: Anisakis simplex (herring worm)
Lineage: Eukaryota; Metazoa; Nematoda; Chromadorea; Rhabditida; Anisakidae
Source: the annotation of a GenBank genome assembly